CGCCGGGCGGGGCAGGGCCGGGGGCUGUGGGGCCAUGGCGGGCCGCGGGUCCGCGUCCUCCGAGCACCUGGAGCGGCUGCACGAGAUCUUCCGCGGGCUGCACGGGGACCUGCGGGGCGUCUCCGAGCGGCUGCGGGGCAGCGCGGCCGAGGAGAAGAAAAAACUGGUUCGAGAAUUCGAUGAGAAGCAGCGUGAAGCCAACGAGACGCUGCGGGAAAUGGAGGAAGAGCUGAAGUACGCUCCUGUGCCUUUCCGCAACCAAAUGAUGAGCAAAAUCCGAGCCUACAGGAGAGACCUGUCCAUGUUCCAGAGGGAGAUGAGAAGCACAGAUUUGGGCUUGGGCCGUGGAAACCAAGGCGAUACAAAAUAUGGAAUCUUUGCCACAGAAAAUGAACAGAGUACUAACCUGCAGUCACAGAGGGUGCUGCUUCUCCAGGGCACAGACAGUCUGAACCGAGCCAGCGAGAGCAUCGAGCGCUCGCACCGAAUCGCUGCUGAAACCGACCAGAUCGGCACGGAUAUCAUCGAGGAGCUCGGGGAGCAGCGGGAGCAGCUGGAGCGCACCAAGAGCAGGUUGGUGAAUACAAGUGAGAACUUGAGCAAGAGUCGCAAGAUUCUACGCGCCAUGUCUCGGAGAGUAACCACAAAUAAGUUGCUGCUGUCAAUUAUCAUCAUCCUGGAACUGGCCAUCCUAGGAGGUGUGGUCUACUUCAAGUUCUUUCGCAAGAAAUGAACCUUCAUGCCCAAGCUGAGCUUUUCCACUGAUGAGGAAUAGGAUGGGCUAUCUGCUCCCUUUGACUGUCUGAGGGUUGAACUGAGUUAUGAGACAGCACAUUCAGCUGAAACUGUACUGACAUUUGAAAGACAGAGAAUGGGAGUAAAAAGAAACAGGCUUGAACUACUGGUAAGAUUAAUAAGAAGGUAAUAAAUAUUUUAUUGUCUCAUUUUGUAUAUACUUAACUAAAUGAAUAAAUCUUGCUAUGUAAUAAAGUAGCCACUGAUCAAUGGAAAA
Messenger RNA from Onychostruthus taczanowskii (white-rumped snowfinch), 1012 nucleotides. It is a transcript of the gene VTI1B, whose product is annotated as vesicle transport through interaction with t-SNAREs 1B. The transcript is spliced from 6 exons. Gene Ontology annotation, molecular function: SNAP receptor activity; SNARE binding. Bases 35 to 733 code for a protein of 232 amino acids. Gene Ontology annotation, cellular component: ER to Golgi transport vesicle membrane; late endosome membrane; endoplasmic reticulum membrane. Gene Ontology annotation, biological process: retrograde transport, endosome to Golgi; Golgi to vacuole transport; intra-Golgi vesicle-mediated transport. Lineage: Eukaryota; Metazoa; Chordata; Aves; Passeriformes; Passeridae. The record is from RefSeq and is a predicted model, not a curated record.